Electrophorus electricus (electric eel) is the source of this 2297-nucleotide messenger RNA. It is a transcript of the gene mtfr1l, whose product is annotated as mitochondrial fission regulator 1-like. The record is from RefSeq and is a predicted model, not a curated record. Gene Ontology annotation, biological process: aerobic respiration; mitochondrial fission. Gene Ontology annotation, cellular component: mitochondrion. Lineage: Eukaryota; Metazoa; Chordata; Actinopteri; Gymnotiformes; Gymnotidae.
CAGCCUCGUAUCGUUAACCUGCCUAGUGACCGGCUAGCUUGCGAAGCGUCCACACUGUAUGUGCUGUUCUCCAUCACAUUGGGAAGAUACAUCAGCUUAUCCACGAUAAGAAGACGCCGGAUUGUUUAAACCACCAAUGGUGUUCGGUGACCUCGCGGAGGAAGGAUCCAGCUCGCGCUGUGUGACGAUGUGCAGCGUGCCGCAGUAAUUCUGUUUGUUCUGCGCAGUGCAUCGCCACCUUUAAGCACGACUAGUGCGAUGGAGACCGAAGCGGCGGUCAUACCUAUUUGGCAAAAUAAACCUCACGGUGCGACCCGCAGCGUGGUCAGACGGAUCGGCUCCACUCUGCCCCUAAGAGCCAGCCACAGGACAUGCUUCCAGGUCCUGCCAGGUCUUCCUUUGCUGCGACACAUGGACGGCCCCUUGGUUCCUACUCUGGCCGACAUCGGUUGGAUCGCAGCGGACGAGGAGGAGACGUACGCCAGAGUAAGGAGCGACACACGCCCCUUCAGGCACGAGUGGAGGCCGACGCCCCUGCUGGUACUCCACAGGAACUCGUCCGUGCCGAACUUCAGGCGCGAAGGCAAGCGGAUGGAGGGCCUGAGGAAGCCGGGUGUGACGGCGCUGAAUCAGGCUACCGCCCUGCAGGACCAGCUCAGCCGGCUGCGGGCCCAGAUCGCCAAGAUCGUGGCUGGCGAGUCCGACUCCAACCCCCUCACGCCCGAGCUGCUCUCUCCGGACGACACCACCAUGGGCUUCACCAUGGCCCCCUUUGAGACGUCCGCCUACCACCCCGCCCCGUCUGCCUCCUUCGUCAUCAGCGACGUCACCGAGGAGGAGGAGGAGGAUGUGGAGGAGGACGAGGACGGGGUGGAGGUGUCCGAGCUGGUGCCAGACCCCGUGCCGCCGGCCUCCAUGACAGCGUCGGCAACCUUCGACCUCGACCACCCAUCCGCGGGCUUCCGGGAGCCGGAGGAAGACACGGUGUCGCUGUCCAAGUCCACGAGCUUCGCCGACGUCAAGGACAUCUUGAGGGACAUGAACCGCAUAAAGAUCUGCAAGGACAGGUUCUCUCGUGGCUGCGUGUCUCUGCGCGAGGAAGACUCUGCGACCCUGAUAUCAGAAGCUCUGAGGAAGAAGUUCUCUCUGAGGGAAGAUGACAUCAUUCUGAAGAAGUAACCCGUCUCCCCCUCGCACGUCCUCGUCCCGCUCUCCAUACCAAGGUCUUGUUUGUCUCCCUUCCGUGCUAGGCCUGUGCCUGUGGACUGUUGCUAUGGAGACCCCAUAACACCCAGUCAGCAAUGAUGCAAACUCCAGGUUAUCUGCCCCGCCCACUUUUCAUGGAGGGGCCGGAUCACUUGUGCUCCCUGUAGGAAACGUGUGCACGUGUCCGGACACACUCACACGCUCCAAGGUGUGUGCGUGUGUGCGCGUGUGUGUGUGCGUGCGUGCGUGUGUGUGUGUGUGUGUGCGUGCGCACGCUUGUUCCUGGUAUGAAGGUCAGUUGCUGUUUUGCUCACCUCCGUGCGUGUGCUUAGUUUGACCAGGACUUUUACCGUCUGCUUUACAAAGACCACGCACGCUCCCGCACCCACGUGGGGCGCUCGCCACUUCCCAACCUUCAAACCCCACUGAGAUGGUUGUCAACGGAUUUGCUAGCAAUUAGUUUUGUUAUUUUUAACUUAAUUCUUUGCCUCCUCAUCCCUGUGAAAUUGCGCAAUAGUUACUUGAAAUAUUUGUUGACUGGUUUUGUCUGCAGUAGUACGUUGUGUUUUCCGUUUGAUUUAUAACACGGGGGGUCACGAGGGAGAGAGUGAUGUGCAGGUGCUGCAGUGGGUUUUGUGUGUGACGCGCCACUAACAGUGUUGCUCUCUGGGUGCCGAUGGACUGGUGCAAACUUAACUACGCGAGAAGCUCCGGCUUUUCAGAAUAAACAAACAAUAAGUAAAUAAACAAUAGUUGAGAAGACGCCAGUCAAAACGUUUCAGAAGGAUCAUUUGCUUUGGGUUUUUGUACAGAUGGAUUGGGGGGAGUAAAAACAAACCUUUUUUUAAGACGUGUGUGUGUGUGUGUGUGUGUGUGAUUCUCUAAGGAACGUUGUGUGGGUUCGCUGGUGAAGAUCUUGGCCUCGUCAUCACUUUGUGACUAGCACGUGUGUCUUCACUAACGUUUCAAGUUCACACUUUUCUUCUGUUACCGAUACGGGCUGCUUUCCUGGCCCUCGGGUCGGGUUUAUGUACUGGUGGAGCUGGGAGAGUACUCAAGAGUUUAAAAACAAAUAAACAACAACAAACCCA